Molecule: messenger RNA, 1368 nt
Organism: Heterostelium album PN500
Lineage: Eukaryota; Evosea; Eumycetozoa; Acytosteliales; Acytosteliaceae
Product: ankyrin repeat domain-containing protein
Exons: 5
Coding region: 1-1368 (455 amino acids)
Molecular function (GO): protein binding
Source: RefSeq, a predicted model, not a curated record
AUGGAUGAAAGUGAUAGUCAAAUAAGAACAUCUAGAUUCUAUCAGAUUAUAAGAAACAAAGUUAUUCUGAAACUUAUCAUUGAUUUCUUAACGACGUCCGGCUCGAAAAAGUAUGAUGAAAUCGACACUGCACAAUGGAUUUGUGAGAAGGGUUUCUAUGGACUGCUAAGAGACAAAAUUCUAAAGAAAAAGCAACCACUUACCUACACUAAAGAAGCGCUCGCCUUGAUAUGUGCACACGUCAGAGAGCUAGCGGUGUUCGAACCGAUCUGCCAAGCCAACUGGGAAUACAUGGCGGUAUCGGGUAUCGAUCAGGCAGCGACCACCGGUAAUCUCGAGGUAAUCAAGAGUGAGGGUGCGACAGUCGAAGCAGUCAAUAACGCCGCGGCAGAAGGACGCCUCGACAUUGUACGGUGGUUGCUUGACAAUCGUACAGAAGGUGGUUCGACACGAGCCAUUGACAUGGCUUCAGAGUUUGGUCGGUUUGAAGUCGUCAAAUAUCUCACCGAAAAGAAACUGCCUGCUACCAUUCAUGCCAUGAACUACGCAGCCUACAAAGGCUACAUUGACAUUAUUGAUUAUGCUUGUAUUAAUGGAAAUUUGGAGAUGGUUAAGUUUAUUUCAGAGAAUAGAACAGAGGGAUGUACAAAAUCAGCAGUUGAUAACGCAGCGAAAAUAGGUAAUUUAGAGUUAUUAAAAUAUUUGCACAAGAAUAGAACGGAAGGAGGAUCACAUAAUGCUCUUACAUUUGCAUGUCUUGGCAACAAUAUCGAUAUCAUAAAGUUUUUGAAAGAGGAAUGCAAUCAAGUUGGCACUUCUGCUUGUUUCCUCUACGCUUGUCAGAGAGGUAAUCUCGAGAUCAUCAAAUACCUAACCGAGAAGGAAUUUCCAUACGAUAGAAGAGCAAUAGAGCGUGCGGCACAAUAUGGUCACUUCCCUGUAGUAGAAUAUCUUCAUGUCAAUAGAACUGAUCCAACCACUGUCGAUGCAAUGAACUUGGCAUCUUUAAGAGGAUUCUUUGAUAUCGUUCAAUUUUUACAUAAUAAUAGAAGUGAAGGUUGUACAGUAAAGGCAAUGGAUUUUGCGAUUGAGUUUGGACAUUUGGAUGUCUUACAAUUCUUACACAGCAAUAGAACAGAGGGAUGUACUGCAAACGAGGCAGUUCAAUAUGCAGUUGGAUCAAGGAAUAUCGAUAUAGUCAAGUUUGUUAUUGAGAAAAGACCAGAGUGUGUUUUGGAGGCUAAACCAUGCCGAUUGGAAGUAUUACAACCAGAGAUACAUGAAUAUCUAAAUACUAUUAGAGCAAAGAGAGGUGUAACAAACACAACAACAACAACAACAACAACAACAACAACAACAACAUCAUAG